This is a messenger RNA of Diatraea saccharalis (sugarcane borer), 1597 nucleotides long. The record is from the annotation of a GenBank genome assembly. Lineage: Eukaryota; Metazoa; Arthropoda; Insecta; Lepidoptera; Crambidae.
AAACUUAUCGCAACACUUGGUGUCGAGCAAUUAUUAUAAAUGUUGAAGGUAAACUCGGCGACGGAGGGAGCAUGCGAGUUCUCCCCGACGGUGCGUCGACGCAAACGUACGUCAUCUCCGCCGCAGACAUACUCACCGCUGCAACACUCGCCAUUGCAACACUCGCCACUGCAACACUCGCCAUUACAACACUCGCCGAAAAAUCGCUCGUCGCAACACUACUCGCCGCGACUCACACAACGACGACACAGCACCAGCGGACGCGUCCUUAAAGUGGUGGUGGCCAAGAUGCGGCUGGAGGGGUCGAGCGAGGCCGGGGCCGGGGCCGGCGGUGGAGGGGGCGGGGAGGGGGGCGCAGGCGACGGGGGCGGGGAGGGGGGCGCGGGCCUCAAGCGCGUGUCCCGCGGCACGCCGCCGCCCGGCAGGAGCAAACACAUGAGGUUCGACGCGCCCAGCCCCAACGGGACCACCGACGCGGGCGUCAUAGUCUCGUGAGUAGUCUAGAUAAUGACCAUUAUUGUGACUUAGAUGUGUUCCUGCUACACUUUGAAAAAGCGUAAUCGACUACUUGACUGUUGGUAAAAAUAUUUUAAAACUUUUAUUUAAUAAAGAAAUCCCACGAAAACAAUCAGUUAGGUGUCAAUCCGAGCCGGGACGUCUCUUUGCAAUAAACACGAGUACUGGUUGCACUCACGGCGAAGACGUUUAUGGUUUAGUUUAUUAAAAUGUGACGUCACCCGAUGCUCCGUUAUGGCCGCCUGCAUUUCGGUUCUUUAAAUCCACUGCUUGUCAAUAGCAACUUAAUUUUACAAAAAGUAAAUACGUCUACAAUUUAUUUUCAAUUAAAAAAUACUACAUAGAAGUUACCAUUUCCAAGAUAUUACGUAAUUUAUUGCUAUAACUGUCAAGCAGCCAAGGAAGUUUAAUAAAAUGUAACGUCACGCCUCGUAAUUUAAUAUAACUGAUUAUUCCCACGAGACAUUUUAAUAUCAGGUUACGUUAUUAUCAAGAGUAAUUAUCUGUAGUUACUUUCAACGAUUUUUAAAAUACAGAAAGGCAUUUAUAAUUUAGUAAACUUGAUUUUUGUUGUUUUCAAUUAUAAAACAUAAACAAAAUAAUAUGUACCUGUAAAAUGACAUUGAAUAAAAAGUGAAAUAAAAACAUAAUAAAAGGGGGCUUUUAAAAAUAUUUUUGUUUUUGUAGGUCCAUCAGACAUUUUGUCUCUAUCAGAAAAAAAAAACAUGUUGUUUAAAAAUAAUUAUAUAUAUUAUCAAGAUAAUUAUCAUUCCGAGCUCUGUUUAAUAUGAUCAUAAUGAAACUUUUCCCAAAACAGCCAAAUAUACAAUUAACGCAGGCGAAUUCGCGGGAAAACAACUGGUAUUUAAUAAUUGACAGCUUCAAGCAAAUGCACGAGCAUAUACCGGCUUGUUUUUAAUAUUUGUUUUUUUAUAUAACUACACGUGAGUUGCGUUCGGUCUUUUUUCAACGACAGAAAAGGAAAAAGGUUCUGAAUGAAUGAAAAGUUCUUUAUUGUACACCGAUGGACAAAAAACAUAAAAUACAAUAAAUGUGAACGCACAAUUGAGGACCUUAUUAC